Messenger RNA from Linum tenue, 2311 nucleotides. NCBI's taxonomy places the organism in Eukaryota, Viridiplantae, Streptophyta, Magnoliopsida, Malpighiales, Linaceae. The record is from the annotation of a GenBank genome assembly.
CCAUAUAUACAUUCCCUCCCUCUUCAUCAUCAUCCUCAAAGCAUCUUCACGACAAAGCAAAGCCCCCACACUCCCCACUACUUGCUACCACCACCACGCUCACAACUUUUUUUUUUCUUGAUUAGCUUUCUUCCAUGAUUUUUGGCAGCUAAGCAAAGAAAAAGGGCUACUACCUUUUUCGUCCUCCACCGAAAAGAAGAUCCCCUCCCCGACUUUAAUUUUCCCUCUUCUUCUCCCUCAUCAUUCUCCUCCUCCUCUGCUCCUAAUGUGGAAAAUAAUGGACGAUUCCUGGCAGAUGCGGAUGGGGACGGCGCCGGGGCCGCCCCUCCUCCACCACCGCCGUUCCACCGAAACAUCCUCCUCCUCCCCCGCCGUCGCCGGACCCACCAGGCGAUCCGUCGACAACCACCGUCUCGACCCUAACAACUUCGCCGACGUGUUCGGCGGCCCGCCCAGGAGCCUUCUCGCCAGGAAAUUCUCCGGCGACCUCAACAGGCCGUCCGGCUCGUUCUACGAGGAGGUCUUCCGACCGCCGAGCUUCGCGUGCCCACCCGCCGCCGCGAGCAAGAACGGCGGCAGGUGCCUGCCGGCGUUCCGGAUCCCGGCGAAGGGGGAGGGGUUCUACAGCGACGUUUUCGGGGCGGAGGAGGACGGCCGGGCGUCGAGGGAGCGGUCCAGGCCCAACUCCAAGGGGAAAUCCAAGUCGAAUUCUUCGUCCGUUCUCAGCUCCGAAGAGCUCAGCCCUCGCCGGCCGAAUGUCUCCGGCGGUCACGACCCCGCGUUGUCGUCUUUCGCUUCGAAGCUGAGGUCGAUCAACGUGCCAGCCCGGUGGAAUUCGACAACAAUGAAGCCAGCCGGAGAAGAACAACUACAGACCAACAAACAAGAGGCACCAUCUUUCCCGUACAACCGUCCUUCCUACGCCGCCGCCACCGCGGCAGAUGACAGCUUCAUGGAGAAGCAACAACUCCACGCGAAUCUGAAAUCCUGCGUGGAGAACUAUUUCAAAGCACAGCAGCAGCAGCAGCAGUUUAAUUCUUCGCCGGAGACGACGACGGUGGAGCCCAAUACUUCCUACUGGAGCACAACCUGCAGAGGUUCCGGGGAUGAUAAUGACGAUGACGAUGAUGACGUGGAAUUGGAGGAGAUGAACAACAACUCCCCUGUUUCCCCUGCUGCCUCCUCUGUUCUCUGCCAGCUCGAUCCAGAGCCCGCAUGCAGCUGUACUCCCUGUGAUGAACAGUACCACAAUGAUGUAAUGCGAGAAAUUGAUGACGACGAGGAAGAGGAAGAGGAAGAGGAAGAGGUUAUGAGUAACUCUUAUGUGAUCGAGAUCAAUAACUGCGAUUAUAACAACAGGGAUGGCGAAGCGGUGUCGAUCGAUGAAGCCAUUGCUUGGGCUAAGGAGAAGUUCCGGGCACACACUGAGAAAGAAGCACUCAAAGAUGCUGAAUUCCACCAGUCUUCUUCUAUGGAAGAAGCUGAUGGGGGUGACAAAUGGGUAACCACAACAGAAGAGGAGAAAUCAGAGUCGGAAAGAGAUAGGGAGAUAGAGGAGUUGAAGGAAGAGAUACGACUGUGGUCGUCAGGAAAGCAAAACAACAUCCGUCUACUGCUAUCCUCGCUGCAUCAUAUACUAGAACCAGGGAGCGGGUGGAGUGCGAUCCCAUUGACGAGCAUAAUCACGAGCUCGCAGGUGAAGAAGGCUUAUCAGAGAGCAAGGCUGUGUCUUCACCCUGACAAGCUCCAACAGAGAGGAGCCACGCAGCAUCACAAGUACGUCGCCGAGCAAGCCUUCGCAAUCCUCCAGGAUGCGUGGGCUGCAUUCAUUUCCCAGGAUCUGCUUUUCAACAACCCAGUGAAGUGAGAAGUGAGAAGCAACCAUGUUUAUGAUGAGUAUAUUGUGUUGCUUGGAUUACUGCUAGAAGCAAGCAGCCGCCAAGGGCUUUUGUCUUGGAUUCAAAUUCAUAUAUAGGUGGUGGGGCUUGGUUGGCUUGGCUGUCUGGUUUUUGGAGGUGAUGAGAAGCUAGCUAGGCAAGUGUGUAUAGAGACGAGAACUGUAAGUGAUAUGUAACGUUUAGAAUAAUGAUACGAUAUUCGUUUGGUAGAUAGAGUACAACAUCAAUUUCCGAUCACAAAAUCGAUCAAAAAGGCAACGCUACAACGAGUCGAACAAAUCUAUAUGGACAGGGCUGCUUGAGCAUAAUUGUAGGGACAGUCACCAAGUGGAAACUGAUUUACUCGCUAUACACGUUUCAAGCUUUGAAAUCCGUAUCUGGUUUUCAGAAUAUAAUCGGAGGUUGAACCGAAA